Molecule: messenger RNA, 2691 nt
Organism: Apis laboriosa (Himalayan honeybee)
Lineage: Eukaryota; Metazoa; Arthropoda; Insecta; Hymenoptera; Apidae
Gene: BicD
Product: protein bicaudal D
Exons: 8
Coding region: 204-2537 (777 amino acids)
Biological process (GO): protein localization to organelle; microtubule anchoring at microtubule organizing center; regulation of microtubule cytoskeleton organization
Cellular component (GO): Golgi apparatus; cytosol
Molecular function (GO): dynactin binding; dynein complex binding; cytoskeletal adaptor activity
Source: RefSeq, a predicted model, not a curated record
CUUAAUCUCACGUCUGUCAAACGGUCGUGAAUUUUCAGAAGAUGUGAGACUUCGGGAAGUGGGCACACCAAAAAGAUUGCAUCACGAACAUUCGCAUGAUGCCUUGACGUUUAAAAUAUAUUACGACCUCCGAUGCUCCGAUUUAUUUGUGGUAACGACGAAAAGGAAUCUGUCGGUAAAGGAAAUAAUCAGUUCAUACAGCAAUGGCCACGACAGAAGGAAUCACGAUAGAGGAGCUCAGGAUUGAAAUCGAGAGACUUUCACGCGAAUUAGAUUUAGCUUCUACAGAAAAAAUUCAAUCUGCUCAAUACGGUCUUGCUUUGCUCGAAGAGAAGUCUGCUUUACAACAAAGAUGCAACGAUCUCGAGGCCCUCUACGAAAACACGAAACACGAGUUGGAAAUCACGCAAGAGGCUUUAGCAAAAUUUCAGACUACCACAAAAUUAACUACAAAAAGUGGUAUUGAACAAGAAGAGACUCUUCUUAAUGAAAGUGCUGCAAGAGAAACAUCUCUUCAGACACAAAUUAUUGAAUUAGAAAAUGAAACAAAACAAUUACGUCAUGAAUUAGAACGUGUACAAGCAGAACGUGAUCAUGCAUUACAAGAACGAGAGGAAGUUGGAAAAGAUCAUCAGCAAGCAGAAACAGAAAGAAAAUCCUUACGUACUAUGUUACGUGAAUGUAGAUUUCGUGAAGCUCGACUUUUACAAGAUUAUUCAGAAUUGGAAGAUGAGAAUAUUUCAUUACAGAAACAAGUGUCUGGUUUACGAUCCAGUCAAGUAGAAUUUGAAGGUGCUAAACACGAAAUAAGAAGAUUAACAGAAGAAGUGGAACUUUUAAAUAGUCAAGUUGAAGAAUUAACAAAUUUAAAAAAAAUUGCUGAAAAGCAAAUGGAAGAAGCACUCGAAUCCUUACAAGCUGAGCGGGAAGCAAAGUAUGCUCUUAAAAAAGAAUUGGAUCAAAGAAUUAAUAGUGAAUCAAUUUAUAAUCUUAGUAAUCUUGCGCUUUCAAUUCGAGGAAUUACAGAAGAUCAAACUAUAUGUAGUGAUGGAGAAGAUGAUUCUCCUGCAUUACGUAGAAUUGAAGCAGAUUUAAAAACUCAAGAACCAGGUACUUCUGCUACUGAUAAACAAGUUGAUUUAUUCUCUGAGAUUCAUUUAAAUGAACUGAAGAAAUUAGAAAAACAAUUAGAACUAGCAGAAUCUGAAAAAGCUCAUCUUACACAAAAUUUACGAGAAUCGCAAUAUGCAGUUGAAAAAAGUCAAAAUGAAUUACAGUCCUUUGUUGCACGUAUAGUGCAAUUAGCAGCUCAUGUGCAAUCACUCCAUCAUCUUCACUCAAAGUUACCUGAGAAACAAACUGAAGAACCAACAUUAGAUAAAUUGAAUCAGGCAAUUAUGCAAUAUCAUCAAUGGAGUACUAUGUCUGCACGUGAAGUGAAUCAACUUCAAAAGGAUUUAGCUGAAUUAGAAAAUGGUUUAACUAUAUCUGAUUCAACUCAACAACUACGAACAGAAUUAACAAAUCUCAGAAACAAGAUCCCUGAGUCAGAGAAGAGCCUUCGAGAAAAGCUUUUAGAUACAGAACAAAGAAGCAUACAACUUGAAUCCGAUAUUUCUAUCCUUUCAAAACUUGCAGUAGAAGCCGGUGGUUUUCUGGAUUCUGCACAAAAUGAUUUACAAAAUAUUUCGGAUGAGCUUGCACAACUUUAUCAUCAUGUUUGUACAGUUAAUGGAGAAAUUCCUUCGAGGGUGGUUCUCGAUCAUGAAAAGAUUGUUCCCGAAAAAGAGGAAGAAAAUGGAAAAAUAGAAUGGUGUCGGACUUUAUUUAAAACCGAUAUCCAAAUUAAGGAUUUAGAAAGUUUAAGUAAAGCAAAAGAAAUUGCGAAACAUAUAGAAACCGCGAUAGAUCAAAUAAAACAUCUUCGAAGUGCUGUAGAGCAUACAAUUGAACUUUCCAAAGUUAAAGGAAUGCAAUCGAAUGUUUGCAACGUUUGUGAAGGAUCAGUAAAUGAGAAUAAAGUGGAAGUAGCAGAUUUACAAGAACAAGUAAUUAGAUUGAAGGCUUUGCUCUCGGCUAAACGCGAGCAAAUUGCAACUUUAAGAACAGUGCUUAAAUCGAAUAAAAAUACUGCGGAAGUAGCACUUACAAAUUUGAAGAGCAAAUAUGAAAAUGAAAAAAGCAUCGUUAAUGAAACCAUGUUAAAACUAAGAAAUGAACUUAGAAUGUUAAAAGAAAAUGCUGCAACAUUUUCAAGUUUACGUGCGAUGUUUGCUGCACGUUGCGAAGAAUACGUCACACAAGUUGAUGAACUGCAACGUCAAUUAGCCGCAGCAGAAGAUGAUAGAAAAACAUUGAACUCACUAUUAAGAUUAGCGGUGCAACAAAAACUCGUUUUAACUAUGAAAUUGGAAGAGCUAGAGGUCGAUAGAGAGUUGCGAAAUACUCGAAGACAUGCUACUAGUACAAGUGGCCGAGGUAGAAUGCGAAUGUCGCAACAAACAAACCGUCCUCAUUUAGGCAGAGAAUUUUUCUAGAAAAUGAUGAAGAUGUGGAGCAAGCUAUUCUGAGAAAAACAAGAAUUUUAAAUAUUUUAAUCUAUUACUAUUCAUUAUUGAAUUAUAUUGCUACAAAAAAUUAAUUAUACCUUUUAAAAUUACUUUUUAAAAAUGACAAAAAUACUUUAGCAUU